UUUUAAAUAUAAUAUAUUUUCUGUAUUAAAUAAAAUGAAAAAAUAAAUUAAAAGACAUAAUUCUGAAAAGCAAUUAGCUUAAACGGUAAGCUACAAGUCCGGCCCUAUUUAUAUACCAACAUUCCAAUACAAUGCCAUUUAUUGCCGCUCUUCUUCUUCGCUUUCUCUGUCUCAAAACAUGUCGAUAUUUUCCUGCUCCAAGUAAGUAAAUAUUCAUUAAUAUUGUCCUGUGUUUCUCAAUGUAAGUAUAUGGUGGUCUGGAAUCUUGCAUAUAUCCAUGAUUCUUGACAAUUGUAAAUAACUGAAUCUGGGCAUGUUCCUCUCUUCUCCUUCUUCUUCUAUGGAAUCUUGCAUGUUGGUUCUAGCAUAUCCAUGAUUCUUGACAACAAGAAUUUUUUCGACAAACACACUGUUUAAUUUCUCAACUUUCUUGCAUUGUUGCAUAUUCUUGAUUACUGAAUCUGGGUAUGUUUCUUUUUUUCUUGGUCCCGUGUUUAUGCUUUCUUUGUGGGUCUUGCAUAUUGGUUAUAGUUAGUCGAUAUAUUGUUUAUGUGGCUUAAUUUCUCCUCCUAAUCUGUUUCUAUAUAUUGCCAACACUUUUUACUUUCACUAAUUUCCCAUGUUUUAGUAUCGCCAAGAAGUACCUUCUUGUGUGGUUUUCCUGUUUAAAGAUAUCUGACGUUCACCAGGUGUUUGAGAAAAUGUCUUAGCUAGAAAAAUCAUAAUCUAUUAGAUAUAUUGGUGGUCAAGUUCUCUAUGUUUCUGACACGAAGCUUCUCCAUUAAGUAGCAAGCAAAUUACUUUUUAAGCUUGCAGUUGGUGAUGGGGUUGGACCUAACGGUAACUAACACUACUGUUCAUCAUCUUCAUCGGCAGAAGACUGCCGGAAUGGCUUCACCACCGCCGGUGGAGCUUCACAUACCACCGGACCGUAAUAAGAACAUAGCGGAAGAAGCAUCAACCUUUAAUCCAGCUAAGAGUACUUUGAAUCUGCAAAAAAAUACUGACAAAGCAGUAGCAAUUUCAAGUAACGCAGGAUUGAUUCGAGUUGCAACAUCACAAAAUCAAACCCACAGCUCCUCCAAUCUGCAAAAUACACCUGCGAACACUGUAGCACUUUCGGAAGAACAAAUCGCCUGGGUUCAUAGAAUCAUAUCACUCGAAAAAUCUAGAUUGAUUCGAGUUGAAUCAAAUACUGGAGAUGAAUCUCCACUUCCUAAUCUACAUAAUAUCAAAUUUUCAGAGAAUUUCACCAUGCCAAACGCGUGCCCUCCACAGGCGAAUGAAGAGAAGACCUUCACUGCGCCGCCGGAAAUUCGAUCUCAAAUUCGACCUACUUCCGGCGAGUUUCGAGCGGCGCUGACCACUGGGGUUUGUUCCCCACUUCAGGGCGCCCCUACCACCAAAGUUUCAGAUCAAAUGGCUGGCGAAAUCAUACAGGAGCAAAUCUCAGGUGAGGUCGCCGGAGCUCCGGCGAAGUUUUCAGACCAACUCCAAUCACAAAAUGGGCGCUUCAAUGAACUGAACAAUCCCCAACAGGUGAGUUCUCUCGAAUCUAAGUCUAACAAUUCGAAUAUCCAAAACAAUGCUACUGGAGACAGUGAAGUCCAAAACAAUGUCGAAAAAUCUCGCAAUCCAAAUUCUGAUAAUUCAAGGGGUACUCGACUUGUUGAGAUGCAAAAUGUAGAAUAUCCCAUUCACAGUACUGUUCCAUUGAGUUGUAAUCUUGAACUCGCAAAAGAAAAUUUGGACUCUGAUAGUAAGGAGGCUGCCGGCAUCAGCUGUGCUAGCUUAACUUUUGGUCUGGGAAAUAAUGAGACUCAGCUACAUGUUCAAACAAAUAACAACAAUCAAGAAUAUUGUGUCAAUGAGGUAGAGUUGGGACAAACACAUAAACGAAUGGACAAAGCCACACACAGCAGGGUGGCUACUGUAAAUUCUGCCUUAGCACAGCAGCAGCACCAAAAUGCUGAGAAGCACAAUCAUCACAAUGGUGAUAAAAAUGCAGGGCAAGCUUACAUGCUGCAGGAAAAGCACACUGCAGGAAUUUGCAGUGAUGAGGUCUAUUGGAAUGGUUUUCCCUUAAUGCUUUGACAGGCAACAACUCUUCAGUUGCAUCUGCAUUAUCAAGGUUUAAGAAUUUCUUAUUUCUUUUCGAGAUAUAUUUUUGAUAGAUGGUCUUAUUUCUUCUCGAGAUAUUUUUUUGAAGGUAUGCCCCAAAUAUCAUGGCCACGUGGAUUGGCCAGGGUCUUCUUCGGCUAACUUUUGGCUCAACUUUAUCCCACUGAGGGAUUCUUUCCUUCUUUAAUUGAUCACUUUAAUUGUGUUCUAUUAUCUUUUGCUCAUGUUAUAUAUGCAAUCAAUUAGACAUGAGCAAACACAUUAUCUGAAACUAUUGAUGAUUUAUGUGUCAAUUGACUUGAUGCAUUAACUUAAUUAGCUUGAUCCUCUUAAAACUAUGAGCAAACACACUCUGAGUAAAAAUAAUUCAAUGAACAUGAAAAAAGAAACUAUCUGUAAAUGUCUAUGAUUUAUGUGUUAAUUGUGUUAGUGCAUUAAUUUAAGCAGUUAGAUCCUUUUUCGACCAUCAAACUUUUUGGGGAAAAAUGAUGAGAUGGUCAUGGUACACCACUUGAAGGAUAAGCAAGAGAAAUUUCUUCCUCUUUCUUGGGUCCAAUAUGAUAUUUUGGGAUUUGAGAGUAAGGCAUCAUGUCUCUAGACCAUAUGCAUGAUAUGGAGGCAAUUGUCUUCUCAGAUCCUCCUAUUUAGUAAUUUUCACCCCGAAGCAAAUUUUCCAUUGAUUUUAUAUUAUCGUUCAAAAAAGUUGAUUCGAGUGCUAUAAGAUACUUUAUUUUUCAUCAAACAAAUGAGUUUGCAACUCUUUGAGAAUGAAGGCUCUCUCUCUCUCUCUCGUUCUGAACAUGUAGCCAUGAAAGCCUGAGAAGAAAUUGAGGCAUUCCACCUGAUCAAGACGGAACUACAGGAUACGAAUUUCACUGUUUUAUAUUGGAAAAUUACGCCGUGUGUAAAAGAGUAAUUUGUUUAUGUACAAAUAUUGUGUUUUGAAUUUCCUUAACAUAAUAUGAACUUUUGAAUCUCCUU
Messenger RNA from Solanum dulcamara, 3102 nucleotides. RefSeq lists its product as uncharacterized. The record is from RefSeq and is a predicted model, not a curated record. The transcript has 5 exons. The coding region runs from base 823 to 2094 and encodes 423 amino acids. Lineage: Eukaryota; Viridiplantae; Streptophyta; Magnoliopsida; Solanales; Solanaceae.